GCGAUCUUGGUGGGAAACAAGAAAACAGAGUGAGAGACUUAGGCUUCCAAAAUACGAGGAGUUUGCGUCUGAACCGAUGCUUCAAAGGUUCAAACACAACAUAACCCUGGGUCCGGUAGUCAUUUUGAUGUGAAACUACCCUACAUAUGAUGCCAACGUGGUAAAAUUGCCAUUUCUGAAAACCUGACGUUUUCCCAGCCCCCGUGGACCAGAUUGUGGAUCUUUAUUCGCUCUACAUCUGGCAACACUGCACGGCCAUACAGUAGCCUGAGAUCAGUUGAACGUGGGCCGAGUUCAGUGAAGGAAGCGUCCUGGUCCGAUCUCCAUUUUUGUGCGCGUCAGCCUAUCUAUCAUCCAUCGAUCAAUCACCCCUUAUCGAAUCUCGAAUUACCAGUUAGUCCAUCAGACUCAUUGGGCUCCUUAACCCCCGGAGGCUCCGUACAGAUCCUGGCCCCCUUUGGCCCGUGAUGUCGGCCCGCGGUCGGUCCCGAUAUUCGCGAUCUCGCUCGCGCUCCGCCGCGUUACUCCCGACGCUAUUCCCGGUCCCGUUCGCGGUCCUACAGUCCGCGGGCGGGCGGUAGCGGCGGGGGCGGCGGAAAUAUGGCGGUGGCGGUGGGCGUGGGGGCUCGUCGGCCCGUCGUCGCUCGCACAGCCGCUCGCCCAUGUCGGACCGUCGGCGGCACGUGGGCACGCGAGAGGCGCCGCAACCCACGUGUUGUUUGGGCGUGUUCGGCUUGAGUUUGUACACGACCGAGCGCGAGUUGAAAAAGGAGUUUUCCCGCUUUGGUCCCCUGGAACGGGUCCAGGUGGUUUUGGAUGGCAAGACGGGUCGUUCGCGCGGCUUUGCCUUUGUGUAUUUCGAGUCCCAAGAGGAUGCCAAGGCGGCCAAGGAAGCCUUGUGCGAUCAGGAAAUCGAUGGACGACGGAUCCGGGUGGAUUUCUCCAUCACCAAACGGCCACACACGCCCACACCGGGGGUGUACAUGGGUCGGCCCACCUAUUCCGACAGCCGAGGGGGUCGUGGGUCGCGAGGCGGGGGCGAUCGCGGAGAUUACGGAGGGCGUGGUGGGGGAGGUGGGGAUCGUGGUGGUGACCGAGGACACCGCCGAUCUCCCUCGCCUUACUACCGCGGCGGUGGUGGUGGCGGUGGUAGUCGUCGACGAGAUUAUCGGUCGCGUUCACGCUCUUACUCACCUCGUGAUGUUGAAGAGUGCUUCAUGUUGUCCCGAGGCGUGAGCUGAUUGAUGCUGACUGUGGCAGCGGGAAAAUAAACUAGGAUUUCACAGAAAAAA
Molecule: messenger RNA, 1292 nt
Organism: Tigriopus californicus
Lineage: Eukaryota; Metazoa; Arthropoda; Copepoda; Harpacticoida; Harpacticidae
Product: transformer-2 protein homolog beta-like
Biological process (GO): positive regulation of mRNA splicing, via spliceosome
Cellular component (GO): spliceosomal complex
Molecular function (GO): RNA binding
Source: RefSeq, a predicted model, not a curated record